Stegastes partitus (bicolor damselfish) is the source of this 941-nucleotide messenger RNA. RefSeq names its product apolipoprotein A-I-like. Bases 60 to 821 code for a protein of 253 amino acids. Gene Ontology annotation, biological process: acylglycerol homeostasis; phospholipid efflux; cholesterol metabolic process. Gene Ontology annotation, cellular component: chylomicron; very-low-density lipoprotein particle; high-density lipoprotein particle. Lineage: Eukaryota; Metazoa; Chordata; Actinopteri; Pomacentridae. The record is from RefSeq and is a predicted model, not a curated record. Gene Ontology annotation, molecular function: phosphatidylcholine-sterol O-acyltransferase activator activity; cholesterol transfer activity; phospholipid binding. The transcript has 4 exons.
ACACAAGCACUCCCAAGUGGACUUACAGACACACUUGAAAGCUCAGGGUCUAAAGAACCAUGAAGGUCCUCGCUGUGCUCGUCCUAGCCGUUUUCACUGGCUGCCAUGCCAACAUCUUCUAUGCUGAUGCCCCCAAGCCACAGCUGGAGGUGAUGACUGAUGCUUUCUGGGUUUACGUUAGAAAAGCCACCCAGACAGCUGAUGACACUGUCCAGAUGAUCAGAAAGUCUCAGUUUGGGCAGGAUGUCAGUGCCCGUCUGACAGACAGUGCCGACCUAGCCAGCAGGUAUGCAGCCAGCAUUCAGGAACAGAUUCCCCAGGACCUGGUUGCCAAAGUCACCACCGAGGCUGAUUUGCUGAAAGAGCGUCUGAUCCAGGACCUGAACACCGUCAAGGAGACGGUGCGGCCCUACACUGAGGACAUGAAGAUCAAGAUCCAGCAGGGAGUGGAGCAGCUGAAACAAGACCUGUCCGCAUACACAGACACAACCCUGGACGCAGAGACCCUGAAGGCCACCCUGCUGCAGAAGAGCGAGGAGCUGAGGGCCAACCUGGAGCAGAGCAUGGAGAACCUGCAGACUCAGAUGGGGCCCGUGGCUGACGACUUGAGGCAGAAGGUGGACCAGCACCUGAAGGACUUCAAGGAGAAAGCAGUGCCUAUUACCGAGAAGGUCCAGAGUGAGCUCACACAGAGAGCCCAGCAGGUGAGCGACAUGGCCACCCCCUACAUUGUUGACUUGAGGGAAAAGCUGGACCCCUACACCCAGGACAUGCAGGCUCGUCUCUCCGCCCUCUAUGAUUCCUUUGUUAAAGGCAACUAAGUAAAUCUCCACCUCACAUUUAACAAUAAGAGACUGCAUCCAAAGACACAAUCCUCUGAUCUCACAUCCCAGGAACAUAUCCAUGCUAGUAUGACAACAUAAAUUCAACUGUAUUGAAAG